AUGGUUCUCGUCAACGUCAACCGCGAAGUUAGCGAUAACUUCUAUCGCUACAAGAUGGAUAAACUCAUCACCAAGGUUGAAGGAAAAGGAAACGGCAUCAAGACCGUUGUUGUCAACCUCGUCAACGUUGCCAAGGCCCUGGGCCGUGACCCCAACUAUGUCAUCAAGUACUUUGCCUUUGAGCUCGGAGCCCAGACCAACACCGACCCCAAGGACGACCGUUGGAUCAUCAACGGUGCCCACGAGGCUGCCAAGCUCCAGGACCUCCUCGAUGGAUUCAUCAAGAAGUUUGUCCUUUGCCGCGGCUGCAGCAACCCAGAAACUGUUGUCAUCAUCAAGGACCCUCGCAUUAUUCUCGAUUGCAAAGCUUGUGGUCACCGCACUGAUGUUGACAUCCGCUUGAAGCUCUCUGGAUUCAUCAUCAAGCACGAGAGCAAGAAGGGCAAGGGCAAUAAGGCCGACAAGAAGGCUGCUCGCCGUGCCAAGAAGGAGGCCACUCAGAACGGCAACGGCUCUGGUGAUGAGGGCUCCGACAAUUCCGGCGAGAAUGGCCAGAACGGCACCAAUGGCCAUGAUGUUAGCGAUGACGAAUUUGAUCGCGCGGCUCCCACCAUUGACAGCGAUAACGAGGUCAGAGAUGACGAAUGGGCCGUCGACAUGAGUGAGGAAGCCGUCAAGGCCCGUCAGGCCCGCCUUCCUGAUGAGUUCAAAAGCAAGCUCAACAUUGAUGAUGAUGAAGCCGGCGGCGAUAGCGUCUAUGAUGAGCUCGGUCAGUGGAUCCAAUCUCAGGCCAAGGAAAAGGGUGGCAUCGAUAACGUCGACUCCAUCCAGGUCUACGUCAAGGCCAAGGAGCUUGGCAUCGAGGGCAAGCACAAGACUAUCCAGGUCCUUGUUCAGACUCUGUUUGACAAGAACAUCGUUGCUCAGAUUCCCAAGCGUGCUGCCAUGAUCAAGCAGAUUGGCACUUCUGACAAGCAUGAAAAGGCUCUCCUUGGUGGCACUGAGCGUCUCAUGGGCUUCCUCGCUCAAGAGAACCCCGAUGUUUACCCGCAGAUUGUAAAGAUUCUGCAACUGUACUACCACAACGACCUCAUCACAGAGGAGGUUGUUCUCCCUUGGGGUAAAAAAGCUAGUAAGAAGUACGCCGAUCUUGCCGUCAGCAAGAAGGUGCGCAAAUCUGCUGAGCCUUUCCUCAAGUGGCUUGAGGAGGCCGAGGAAGAGGAGUCUUCUGAGGAGGAGGAGGAGGACUGGGAAGAGCUUUGCUUAUUGCGGUAUCACGCUUUUGCUUUGAUGGAGAUCGCAGCAAAUCAAUGUCUUGGUCAUGUGCGAACUUUUGAGCUGCUUCUGAUGGUAUAA
This is a messenger RNA of Beauveria bassiana ARSEF 2860, 1356 nucleotides long. RefSeq names its product domain found in IF2B/IF5. Gene Ontology annotation, biological process: formation of translation preinitiation complex; translational initiation; formation of cytoplasmic translation initiation complex. Gene Ontology annotation, cellular component: cytosol. The coding region runs from base 1 to 1356 and encodes 451 amino acids. The transcript is spliced from 2 exons. Gene Ontology annotation, molecular function: GDP-dissociation inhibitor activity; translation initiation factor activity; eukaryotic initiation factor eIF2 binding. The record is from RefSeq and is a predicted model, not a curated record. Lineage: Eukaryota; Fungi; Ascomycota; Sordariomycetes; Hypocreales; Cordycipitaceae.